This is a messenger RNA of Cutaneotrichosporon cavernicola, 2409 nucleotides long. RefSeq lists its product as uncharacterized. The record is from RefSeq and is a predicted model, not a curated record. The coding region runs from base 1 to 2409 and encodes 802 amino acids. Gene Ontology annotation, cellular component: mitochondrion. The transcript is spliced from 2 exons. Gene Ontology annotation, biological process: peptide metabolic process. Gene Ontology annotation, molecular function: metalloendopeptidase activity. Lineage: Eukaryota; Fungi; Basidiomycota; Tremellomycetes; Trichosporonales; Trichosporonaceae.
AUGACAUCGAGGGCCCUUUGCGUGACACGCGCCGCGCUCCGGCCACACCGAGCGGCGCCGUCCUCCCUCGCUCGUUGUCUCACCACCUCCACCUCGCGGCCCACCUCCAUCCCCACCUCGGUCCUGUCCACGCGCGCCUCCCUUGCCGCUCCUUUCCGUCCCUCCAACCCAAGAUCGAACGCUGCCGCUGCAGCUUUCGCAUCUCCGGUAUCUACCCCCGCCAAAGAUGGCGACGAGCUCAAACAGCUCUUUGACGACGACUACUCGGCCCCCACAGGCGGCCUCUUCUCCGGCCAAGAAGGUCUCUUCACUUACGGGCCCUUGACGCACGCCAAAGCCCUACGCCCACUCACGGAACGCACGCUGGUACACGUCCGCGCCAUUGUUGAGCGGAUAGCGCGCGCACCCACCGUCGGACCCGCCGAACUGAGGUUGGUCGUCAAGAACCUCGACCGACUGAGCGACCUCCUCUGCGGCGUGAUCGACAUGUGCGAGCUCGUACGCAAUGCGCACCCCGAACCUGCGUGGGUCGCCGAGGCCGACCGUGCGUACGACCGUCUCUGCAGUUACAUGAACGAGCUGAAUACGCACCGCGGGCUAUUUGAGGCGCUCGUCGCUACUCUUGAGGCGGAACACAACCCGCCCCUUAGCCAUGCUGAGAGGCAGGUCGCGCUCACGUUCCUGCGCGACUUUGAGAAGAGCGGAAUCGACCUUCCUCCUGAGCGUCGGGCGCGUUUCGUCGAGCUUUCCGACUCGCUCCUGGGUUUGGGACGGAGCUUCCUCUCCAACGCCAGCGCACCACCCGUCUCUACCCCGCCGGUCGAGAUCCCAGAUCAACUGCUGAGCGGCCUGCCGCCUCAUUUUGUCGACACACUCCCUCGCAGCAAGGGUGUGGUGUUCGUCAUGCCGGGCAGUUGGGAGGCUCAGGUGAUUCAGCGAUACGCACCGCAGAGCGAGGCGCGGCACCUCGCGUACGUCGGCAACGCGCGGGCCGACCCCGACCGCGUGGGCGUGUUGGAGGAGAUGCUCGCGCAGCGCGCCGAGCUGGCUGGUGUGCUCGGCAAGGACUCGUGGGCCGAGGUCGCGCUCGUGGACAAGAUGGCCAAGACCCCGUCCAACGUCUGGGGCUUCCUCACGUCCUUGGCCGACCACCACCGUACCCAGGCAGCGGACGACGUGGCCGUCCUCGCGCGCCUCAAGGCGCAGGCUACCGGAAUGGACAGGUCUGGCCCGCUGCCGCAUCUCUACGCUUGGGACAGGGACUACUUCUCCGAGAAGUAUGCGCAGAGCCAGGCUCCCGCUAGUCUCGCGCCUCUCGCACCCUACUUCUCCGUGGGGACGGUGAUGCGCGGCCUCUCCCGCCUCUUUUCGAGGUUGUACGGUAUCUCGUUCCGACCGGCGACGCCAGGUCCGGGUGAGACGUGGCACCCUUCCGUGCGCCGGCUCGACGUCGUGGACGAGGAGCAAGGCACCAUCGGCGUCAUUUACUGUGACCUGUUCUCGCGCGAGGGCAAACCGCCCAGCGCUGCGCACUACACCGUGCGCUGCUCUCGGCGGGUGGACGACGACGACGUGCGUGGCGACGGCCUGCCCGAGGGUUGGGACUCACGAUGGGGACCGGGCCUCGAGACGGAGGGCGACGCUGUGCGCGGCAUGACGGGGCGAUACCAGCUCCCGAUUGUUGUGCUGUGCACCGACUUUGGGAACGAUGCGAACCGCCCCGCUCUGCUGGGCUGGCAUGAAGUCGAGACGCUCUUCCACGAGAUGGGCCACGCCAUGCACUCGAUGAUCGGACGGACAGAAUAUCACAAUGUGAGCGGGACGCGCUGCGCGACCGACUUUGUCGAGUUCCCCUCAAUCCUGAUGGAGCACUUUGUCAAGUCUCCCAGCGUGCUCGCCCUCUUUGCGGAGCACUACGAGGCUGGGCGACCUCUCCCACCCGCCCUCUUCCAAAACCACAUGGCGCUCCAGUCCUCUCUCGCGGCGCUCGAGACCCACGGACAGAUCAUCAUGGCCAUGCUCGACCACCAGUACCACGCCCUCGCGCCCGGCGAGGCAGUCGACAGCACGGCCGUCUACACGGCGCUGCAGGAGCGCGUCGGCGUGAUCCCGCCCGUCGAGGGAACGGCAUGGCAGACCCAGUUCGGGCACCUGUAUGGGUACGGCGCGACGUACUACUCGUACCUGUUUGACCGUGCGAUCGCGGGCAAGGUAUUCGGCACGCUGUUUGCGGCGGACCCGCUGAGCCGCGAGGCGGGCGAGGUGCUCAAGAAGCGCCUGCUGUGCUGGGGCGGCGGCAGGGAUCCAUGGGAGAUGGUGGGCGACGUGGUUGGCGGGGCGGAGGGCGAGGCUGUUGCGCGCGGCGACGAGCGCGCGAUGCAGCUCGUCGGCGGGUGGUAUGUCAAGUAG